Molecule: messenger RNA, 1158 nt
Organism: Fusarium proliferatum ET1
Lineage: Eukaryota; Fungi; Ascomycota; Sordariomycetes; Hypocreales; Nectriaceae
Exons: 1
Coding region: 1-1158 (385 amino acids)
Biological process (GO): malate transmembrane transport
Cellular component (GO): membrane
Molecular function (GO): malate transmembrane transporter activity
Source: RefSeq, a predicted model, not a curated record
AUGCCGCAAGACGAACUCCCCAAAUCCGCGACCCAGCCCAACAAUCCUGAACCUAAAAAUGAACGCGCCGUCUCACUGGUCGAUCGCUUCACAUGGGGCAACUUCACCUGCACGCAGUCCACAGGCGGUGUGGCCCUGAUGCUAUCCAAGAGCCCGUAUUCAUUUCGCGGUUUGCAUACCAUUGGCGUCGUGGUGUUCAUUCUCAACCUUGUUCUGUUCAUUCUCUUUUGCUCAGCUAUGAUAUGUCGGUUUGUUCGGAGACCGGCUAGUUUACUCAAAUCUGUGACGAAACCGCCUGAAGCGUACUUUACUGGCUCGCUGUGGCUUUCGAUGGCGACGAUCAUUAUGGGCAUACAGAGUUUUGGUGUUCCUCACGCUGGGUCUUGGCUUGUCGAUACCGUCCGGGUUCUGUUUUGGAUUUAUGGUGCUAUUACGCUGACGUAUAACGUUGUCAUCUUUGUGGUUAUGUUUUCUCUCGCGCCCUUUGCACCUGGUAGCAUGAGCUCUCCGAUGUUUCUGAUGAUUUACAACGCUAUGCUUACCGGAACUGUCGCGUCGGUAAUCGCAGCCGAUCAACCUCCAUCAGAACGAAUACCCAUAAUAGUUGCUGGAAUUGCAUUCGAGGGUCUCGGCUGGAUCCUUUGUCUCCUUUUUCUUCCCCACUUUGUCGGCAACCUUCUCGUCAACGGCCUCGGUCCUGUCAAUCUCAGACCAGGCCUCUUUAUCUCCGUCGGUUCUGCAGGCUAUACCAUCAUAGCCCUGAUCGGCUGCGCAAAAGCAAUCCCAGAUGGGCACGGAUACUUUGCGAAACAUCCCACCGCAGCAGAGACGCUCAACAUUAUGGCGUUGUGGGUAGGAAUAUUUCUCUGGUUAUUUACCUUUUGGCUUUUCGCAAUUGCCGCGGUUGCGCACGUGCCCAUUUUGGUUUCGAAGCUCCGUGGGGAUAAGUCACGGCAGCAGAUGAGUUUUGCGCUUCCUUGGUGGGCGAUUGUCUUUCCCAAUGUUGGGUUCACGAUUGCUACGGUGUAUAUCGGGGAAGAAUUAGAAUCCAGCGCCAUAUCCUGGGUUGCUACUGUUAUGACUAUCUUGGUGUUUGCAGCGUGGUUGAUGGACAUGUAUUUGCAUAUGAAGUCGAUAUUUCAGAAGCGCAUCAUGUAG